Messenger RNA from Vitrella brassicaformis, 2539 nucleotides. The record is from the annotation of a GenBank genome assembly. Lineage: Eukaryota; Vitrellaceae.
CCUCGAUUUCACUUGAUGGUUUCCUCCCACCCUGUCCGCUGAGAUCUCGCGAUGUCUGACUCUGAGAUGCACCAGCAGCAACCCAGCGAGCCCUUCGCCGUAACUCUGUCACGCGUCGGGGCACCAGCCUUUGCCCUGUCCGCCACCAAAGAGUUGGCCUUCGGCAUUGACGAUGGUUCCCUCUCACCUGCCGCAGCGGCCCGGCUGCUGACGCAGCAGAAGGCCGACCCCAACGGGCGGUAUCGCAAGGGCAGCUGGCUGGGCGGUCGACCUGAGCCUUGGCCUUCCCUGCUGCAUCUGGUUGCCCACAAAUGCGUCGGAGAGGAUGGUGCCGCGAUGCUGGACUGCCUCCUCCGAGCCGGAGCCUCCGUGAACUAUGCCACCAAUAGCUACCCCGACAACGGGAGACCACUGGACAUCCUGCUAGGCCGCCUGCGUUGUGCCGACCCCCGUCUGCUGUCGGCCCUCCUGCCCAUGAUCGACACCCUCCUGAGGCACGGCGCCAGGUGCGAGAAUGGUGGCUAUGGUGCGCUGCGGUGGCUCUUCGCCAGUUCCGCCAUUGAAGAGAUCUCGGCCACGGAGUGGCUGGAGGUCGUCACCCGGCUGACCACUGCCGCAGCAGCAGCACCCACACCACCCAGCCUCUACGGGUACUCGACUCUCAAGUUGGCGUGCAAGUGCCGGUUCCGACAGGAGGAGGAGCAGCAGCAGCUACAGGAGCAGCAGCAGCAGCAGCAGCAGGACGGCUCGCACGAUGGCCAGACGGACGCCCACAUCGCCAUUCUCGAGAAACUAGUAGAGGGGAUGGGGCGGGAGGUGGUCGAGGCGGACAGGGGUACUGGUGCGUUGAAUCACGCCGUGGACAGUCAGAACAGGGCCAUUAUGUACUGGCUGGUUAGGCAGCAGGGGGUGAGGGCUGAUGGUGGCACGCUCUCUCGUGCUCACUGGGAUGUCGAUGUGAUAUCAUUUCUGGUGCGUGAGGCAGGAGCUCAGGUAGAUGAUGGGUGGUGGCAGCCCCUUCUCGCGUUUGUGCAGGGAUGCUACCACACUGCUGCGCAGCACCUGAUCCAAUUGGGGGCAUCGGUAGACAGAGCACUCACCCACCUUCCCACGACAGCCAGAGAUAAGCAGCGCAUUUUGUCGGUGUAUCACGACUAUCUCAAUCGCUCUGUCCCCACACACGCCAUGGGCUUCAUCAACACGUCCCUCGCCCCUCUGCGCACUCUGUCUGCCCUGUCGGCUUCCCACUCUGUGUUCGCUCUGAGUGUGUUGUGCAGUCAGAUUGCCUCAUACAUAGAGCCCCCCUCUCUGCCCUUCUCAAAUCGCACGCCACUCGGGCGGCGGCUCAAUGCGGCACUGCGGUUUUUCGUCUCGCGUGUCUGCAAUGUGGCCAGCCCGUCUCUGCGGCGGCGUCUGUUUCGGCACACUGCCUUCGUCACGCCACACACCACACACAGACACAUCAGACAGCCAGGGAGAGGGAGGGGGCGGGCAGGUAGACGAGGGCAUCGUGUGUGGCCUCCGUGACGUGAUCCACCUGAUUCGAUGUCAGGAGGCGCAGCGCUAUGCGCUGCCCCACAUCGACAGGGGAUUCGGCAAUGGCGAGCCAUUCGAGUGCUCGUUCGAUGGCCGUGUGGUGGUGGGCGGGACGGGGGGAGGCCAGUGUGCGGUGAAGGUGAUACAUGGGUGGGAGGGGAUGGGUGGGAGGGGGCCGCCCGGUGCGCUGUGGGGUGACGACGAGUCAUCGGAUGAUGAUAUCUUGGAUAGCGACGACGACCUAGAUGAGGAGGACAACAUCGAUGAGGUCAGCAGAGGGGUAGACAGUCACAUGCAUGUGACGAUUCGCUGUUGUUUGUUUGCAGGAUGGUAUGGAUGAGGACGGCCUGGAGGACGGCGGGGACGGCGAGGAUCUAGAUGAGGUGGAAGGAGGCACGCGCACACACGUGCCAUGUCAUCCAUGCCCACUCAUCAAUGUGUGCGGUCUGUGUAUGUGUGAAGGGUUCCGUGGCCGAGGACGGCAUGGGCGGCGACUCGGGAGAGGAGGAGCAUGAUGGCGAUGUGAUCGACGAUGACGAUGACGACGAGCAGCAGCAGCAACAGCACACGGAGGACAACCAGUGAGUUGAGGGGGGAGGGGUGGGUGGGGGCAUUCUGCAUGGCUACACACAUGGCUGUCUGUCUGUCUCUCUCUCUCACAGGAGUGUCGAUGAGAUGGAUGAGGAGCACAGCAGCAGCGAUCGGCUCAUCUGAAAGGCUGUGUACGCCAAGCGACUCGCAGACCACCGGCCUCUCUCCUCUGCUGCUGCUCACGGCUGUGUUUGGUUGUCUGUGUGGUUCAGAUCACACAUAACGUCCAUCUACUGAUUGCCCCUGGCCGACCAGUACGUAUCGUGGCCCCCUGGCUGCUGCUGCAGGAGGGCGGCUGUUGUGUAGAUGAUGUCCAUAUCUGUGUGCUGGUUGGCUGGAUGGCUGGUUGGCUGGAUGGAUCCAUGGUACACAUUCGAUGUGUCUGUGUCUGUGUGUGUCCAUGUGUGAGACC